UCGUCUUUUGCAAUAGCGUACAGCGGUGCGAGCAAGCACUGGUAUCUGAGAGAGAGGGAGAGAGAGAAAGAGAAAGAGAAAGAGAGAGAGUUCGAUAACGUGUUGACGUUUUCUUUCUUUUUUCUUGGGAAAUAUACUACCACGUGCUACGGAUAAUAGGUGCUUGUAACCUAUGAGAAGAAUUAAACAAAAUGCCGAAAUCAAAGAGAGAUAAAAAAAUAUCCCUUACAAAAACUAACAAAAAAGGGAAAUUAUUGAAACAACAAAUAGUAGAAGAUGUACGUAAUUGUGCGACAAAGUAUAAACGUAUAUUUUUGAUAUCCGUACAAAAUAUGCGUAACAAUAUAAUGAAGGAUUUACGCAACGAAUUGAAGGACAGUAGAUUUUUCUUUGGAAAAAAUAAAGUUAUAGCAUUAGCCUUAGGUAGAACACCAGAGGAAGAAAUUGUUAAAGGAAUAAAUGUUCUAUCCAAUGAAUUGAUAGGUCAAUGUGGAUUAUUGUUUACUAAUCUUAAAACGAAAGAGGUAUUACAAUGGAUGGAGGAACGCGAAGAACUAGAGUUUGCACGUUCUGGAUUUGUACCAGACGUAUCUGAAACGUUACCAGCAGGUCCAAUGCCAUUAUUUCCACAUAGUAUGGAACCUUAUCUAAGGCAAUUAGGUAUGCCAACUGAAUUGCAAAGAGGAGUCGUUAUAUUGACGAAAGAUUUUAAAGUCUGCAGAAAAGGACAACCAUUGACGCCUGAACAAGCAAAAAUUUUUAAACUAGUGGGAAGACGCGUGGCUACAUUUAAAUUAAUUCCAAUAGGCAUUUAUUCCACCAAACAUGGAUAUAAAAGGCUUUCGUCAUCAGAUAAUAAAAAAGAAAACGGUAUUGAAGAAAUGGAAGUUACCGAUGAUAUUGUUACUACGUAAUGUUAGUAUUACGUAUACAAAAAUGUAAUAUAUAUGUAUUGUAUUGAAAUAUUUUUUGUAUUAAAAUUUGUACAGAAUCUUACAAACGUAGUAUCAUUAUGUGUUACCUUUAAUGAAAUUAAUCCUCGAUAUCAAGAGACAAGCUAUACGUACAAAUAUUAAAAGAUUCAAAAUGUAUAUCAACAAAAUUAAAAAACAAAUGAUUGUAGAAUAAUGUAACGUUUCAACUUCGGGUCGUUAAAUUUUCAAUUAUGUAAUUCAAUGAAAUUAUAAAGUUAAAAAUAAUAAAAUUUUACAAAACAAAAUGACAUUACCAUUGAUAUUUAUUAUAUUUUGGAUGUUUGGAAUGAUAUGGGGUGCGUAUCAUUGGUAUAACGAUAACGAAUCAUCACAUGUUCCUUCUCGUAAAGCAAAUUUUAAACAAAAACUAAAGAAUAGAAAAAGUACAACGUCCAUUGAAUCCAUGGAUAUAUCAGAAAAUGAAGAUUUUCCCAAGUGCGUCAAACGAAAGAUAAGACAAGAGAAUAAAACGCGAUGGCCAAGUAGGACGUCGUUUAACGAGUAAUAAAAGUAUUUAAUAUUUCGCAAAUUUAUGUAUUACAUAUGUCGAUAAAACGAAGCAAACGUAUAAAUAAACUAUAAAUUAUGGAAAUAUAAAAAUUUAUAGACGUAAUGGUGUGUCUGUAGCAUUUAUUAUUUGCGAUUUUUCGAAGCUACGAUACAUAUACAUACAUACAUAUUUAUAUAUAUGUAUUUUUCAUAUACGUAUAUAUAUAUAUAAAAGCAGUACACUUAGGAUCAUCGGCUUACGAUUAGAAUAAUUCAUUAAUACUGCAGAAAAUAUACAUAGGAUAUUUGAAUUGAUGCUACAUAAUGUAAACAUUAAAAUCAAUCACUAAGAGAUCCAUUCUAUAUAUGUGAGACGCAUGAUCUCAAAUAUUUUACAUUGUUCUAAUGUAAAAUCCAUAAAAUGUAAGUAUAUUAAAACAAUUAACGUAUUAAAACUAUUAUCACAAUAUCAAAAAAAAAAAAAAAAAGAAACUAUAAA
Molecule: messenger RNA, 1962 nt
Organism: Vespula vulgaris
Lineage: Eukaryota; Metazoa; Arthropoda; Insecta; Hymenoptera; Vespidae
Gene: RpLP0-like
Product: mRNA turnover protein 4 homolog
Exons: 6
Coding region: 192-914 (240 amino acids)
Biological process (GO): nuclear-transcribed mRNA catabolic process; ribosomal large subunit biogenesis; rRNA processing
Cellular component (GO): nucleolus; preribosome, large subunit precursor
Molecular function (GO): RNA binding
Source: RefSeq, a predicted model, not a curated record